AUGGCUCCGCUGAUCAGUUCAUGGCUGUCCGCAUCAAAGAACUUGUUGAACAAGCAGGUCAUCGCUACCGUCAAUGAGCUGAACCGCGAUUAUCAUCUUGCUAUCCAGAUCCCCGACGCCAGUCAAGGUUCUGCCUCUGCCCCCAGGCGACCGAAACAGAAUGCAGCAUUCGCCCGGAGCGACGAGAUUGUGCGUCUCCUGACGUAUCUCUCCUCUGAGCAAUCGUUCUUACUGGACAAAGUCUUGCACUCAUUCGGUUGGGAGGCCCUCGCAGCCAGCGAGAAAUGGAUUCGCCCCUAUGAUUGCCGCGAUCCGAGUCUCGCAACGACACAAAAGCCCAAGGCCGGCUCCCCAGGCGAGAUGUUGGAACUCCAGAUGGUACUCCUCGAUGUCCUGAAAAAGGCAGCCCACACCAUCACGGUCCAUGAGCAAAGCAUGGCGACAGCAGGCACACAUGUUGAAGUUUUUCAGCCUAAAAGAGAAACGCCCGCAGAGGUAGACAGUCCGAAUGAAGGCGGUGCUAGAUCAGUAGGCAGCGUCGUCAGGAAUACAAGCUCAGAGCACCCACUAGCAGAUUCUACUGCAAAGGCGCUCCCCGCUGGGACCCAGGAGACAAUCCCCGAGCAAGUGAAUUUGCGGAAUCCAACGGCUCCUCAAGAUGUUCCAAAUAAUUCCUUCCCAGGGUCUAUUGUCAACGUAUCGACGUGGUUACACGCCCAUCCAACCCCUGGCGAGGGCUCUCCUGUUCUCUCGACUGUCUACACGGAGAUUUCAGGCAUUGAUGACCCAAACCUAUAUGAGCCAAUCUGUUGUGUCUCGAUGCCUACAGAGCCAGCCAAUCUUCAGUGCCGGCUCGAUGCGACCUGGCCAAAAUUCCCACAUUGGCUUAUACAAGCUCCUUUCGCUAUUGCAUGGGAGAUCACCCGUAUUGCGCUCCACUGUGAUGUUGAUCUUGAUGAGAUUAUCCUGUCUUACGAUGAAACGUGGAGAGACUACGACACUCUAUACCGCGUCCUUCGAGAGCAACAUCCAUUCAAUGGGAAGUGUUUCCCCGAAAGGCCAACACUUGACGCUUGGACAACAGGUCUAAGCGGCUUUGAGUCGUCAAAUGGGCAGCAUGUCUCUUUCGCGGCCUCUCUCGUUCAAACAAAGAACGCUAGAUCUGGCCCAAUAUUCUCCCUGAAAUUGGAGCCGGCCAUAUUGGAUCAAGGAUGCCGUCUGCACCGCAAAUUUGGAUCUGAUCGAUUCCUUGAAAUAGUGGUCCCGUCACCGAGCUCAUGGACGACUCCGAUCAGAGAGCCCGAUGUAUCUCGAGAGGUGAUCGGCUGGCUUUCUUUUCAAGUGCAUCACCUAGCCGGCAGACAGUGGCGAGCUUUUUACGCAAGGGACGCAGGGCGCAAGAUUCUUCAGACGAACGUGUUUUUGGAUCCACGUCCGAGAAGCAUUCUGCAAAAAAGGCUGAGCUAUUUUGCUGAAGACGGAAUCAACUUCGACGACGGUCCUUCUCCCGACCACCGGCCCGUGCACAUCUUCAGAGAGUCGCGACCCAAACUGGAGGUUGGGGAGAUGCUCGACUGGCUCUUGCAGUUGGAUCGCAACGGUCACCAACCUUACCGUAAGCUGUUUGCCCGCAUACAACUGGGUCUCACCAAAACGACCGCAGUAGCUUGUCUGGAUCAGUAUCAGAUACGACACCAACAGAAAAAUAUCGAAUCACCAACCAAGAAAGUGAUGAAUGAUGGCAUUGGCCGCAUGUCGCUAUCUCUUGCCCGUAAGGUCAGGGACGUUCUUGGGUUGAGCGACAUUCCUUGUACGAUACAGGGUCGUCUGGGCUCUGCCAAAGGCGUGUGGAUCGUCGACGUCGAAGACACUGGAAGCGAUAUUUGGAUAGAGACCUGGCCCUCACAAAGAAAGUGGGACUGCGACUUCAUCCAACAGGAGUAUCGGACCCUGGAGAUUAAGAAUGUUGCUGCAGAGCCUCGAUCCGCCAGCCUCAACAUUCAGUUUCUCCCCAUUCUGGAAGAUCGUGCCAUAGACAAGCAGGCCAUGAGGAAAGUUGUGGGAGACAAUCUCCUCCACCAGCUCAGCGACGAAUUCAAAGUCCAGAAAGAUGCCCUCAAGCAUCCGCUACAAUUUCGGCAAUGGGUGAAUGAAAAUUUCGCCGCUAGGAAGGAACGUAUGACGCAAAACAGCGUGCCGUUCCUGGCCGGGCUCCCCGAAUCCAAAGAAGAACAGCUAACUUAUUUGAUCGACGGCGGCUUCGAACCAACCAAACAGAAAUUCAUGCAAGACAUGCUACGGGAGCUUCGGCGCGCGAGAUGUAAAAAUCUGCUAAAGAAGAUGAACAUCAAGAUCCCAAGCUCAGCGUAUUUGUACAUGGUGGUCGACUUCUGGGACAUCCUCGAAGAGAACGAGGUGCAUAUAUGCUUCUCAUCUACGUUUCGAACCGAAAGCUUCUCGGACUCCAUGCUGCAUGAAUGCGAUGUUCUUGUCGCACGAUCUCCGGCGCACAUCGCUAGCGAUAUACAGAAGGUCAAAGCCGUUUUCAAGCCGGAGUUGCGCGCAUUGAAAGACGUCGUCGUAUUCUCGGCAAAAGGAGACAUUGCGCUUGCCGACAAGCUUUCAGGCGGCGACUAUGAUGGAGACAGGGCUUGGGUAUGUUGGGAACCAGCUAUCGUGUCUAAUUUUGAGAAUGCCGCUAUACCGGCCAAACCAGACAUUUCGAAGUACCUCAGGAAGGAUGAAACGUCGUACGGAGACCUCACUCGAGGAAUUGACAAGCCUCUAGCAGCUUUGGCAAUGAUCACUCGUGGUAUUGUCUUCAACAUGCAACCGAGCUUUUUGGGAAUCGCUACUAAGUUCAAGGAACAACUCUGCUACAACUUGAACGAUGUAGACAAUAAGCAGGCUCUCUUAUUGAGCGCACUUCUUGGGAGCCUGGUCGAUCAGUCGAAGCAAGGGUUCGAGUUCACAGAAAGGGACUGGCGAUCAUUUGAAAGACAGGUCCUGAACGGAUGUGCAAUCCAGAAAAUGAUCCAACCAGCUUACGAACACGAAACCUGGAUGGGCGGAGGCGACCCUGUCCACAUCAUCGAUCACCUGAAGUUUUCGGUCGCAAAACCCAAUAUCGAAGAAGAACUGCGCAAGCUCAACCGAGACACGAGCUUGAGUCCUAGUCCUAGCCGCGAGUUGGUAACCCUGCCGUCAAGCACCGAGGUGGUCCCCAACGCAGAGUAUUGGGACGCUGAUCUGGGAGAGCCAUACAACGAAGUUGAAAGGCUAGCAUCAACGUUCUUGGUGCUCAAGAAUGUCUUGAGAAAUUUGAAUGAGGACUUAGAGGCAAUCAAAACAAAGUGGACCACUAGUAUGGCCUCAGUCAAAGACGAAAACGAGCGUCCGAGUCUCAUGGUGGACGUCUUCAAAGAGUGGUGCGCCAUCGAACCCAGGGCCGACCGAGAACUCGACCCUUGGUUGGUGGCAUACCUGAAGCCAUCACAUGCACCCGAGGGGCUCUCAAUGUGGGCUUUGAUUCGAGCCAGUGCCUCGUUCAAGCGCUGGUAUCGGCACAAACCAAAACUGCUGUGGCGUAUGGCUGGCAUUCAGCUGCAAUUCAUCAAGUCAAUGGCCUCGCGUGACAAAACUCCUGUCACCGUGUUACCGAGUAUGUACGCGGCCCUAAAACCUGACAGUAAAUUCAUCAGUCAGGCCGUCUCCAGAAUGAAGGAGGGCAUGCAGUACUCUGGGGUUGAAUUCCGCGAUGAUACCGCAGACGACGAAUGA
This is a messenger RNA of Colletotrichum tamarilloi, 3780 nucleotides long. RefSeq names its product RNA-directed RNA polymerase. Lineage: Eukaryota; Fungi; Ascomycota; Sordariomycetes; Glomerellales; Glomerellaceae. Gene Ontology annotation, biological process: siRNA processing. Gene Ontology annotation, molecular function: RNA-directed RNA polymerase activity. Gene Ontology annotation, cellular component: nuclear RNA-directed RNA polymerase complex. The record is from RefSeq and is a predicted model, not a curated record. The transcript has 2 exons. The coding region runs from base 1 to 3780 and encodes 1259 amino acids.